GCCGUUGGCGACUUGGAAGUACCGGGCUCGCAGCUUUAAAGAAAGGAAACGCGGGCUAGAUGACGAUUAUCGUUGUGUGGCAAGAUACGACCCGAAGGGUGUAAUUUUGUAAAGUGUGCACAACGAUGCACUUUAUCUCAAAUCUUCCCAGGCUUAAUUAAAAGUUCGAAACAAUAACAGAGCUCGAACCUGAAUAUGAUUACAUUAUUUUGGCGCGGCUAUGCACUACCUGCGGGAUAGACCCAGGAAAGAGCGGCUGCUCGACGGCAUGCUCGCAUGGCGCGUCACCUCUUCCUGCUUAUUGACUUGAUUAUAUACCGGGUGUGUCUGUGUGACGGGUGUGUCUGUGAUGACAAUCGCCUGCCGCGCAGUGCGAUUGGCGCGAAGCGCGCUCCGAAGUAUGGCUGCACGCAGCCCAUGGCCAGCGGCAGCAGCCUAGACACCAGCCAGAACAACAUGGUGUCGUCCGCGACGUGCGCCCACAAGUGCCGACGCAACCAAAAGCAGCAGACCGUUGCCCUGGCCGCGACGGUGGUCGGCCCGGCGAUCGGCGUGUUGCUGGUCCCACGCGCUGUCCGGCGGCAGCUGGCCGUGCCGGGAGAGCUACUGCUACGGGUCUCCGCCGCCGCCACGCUGCCGCUGCUCGCCUGCCGGCUGCUGCUGGUACCGCCGUCCGGCCGGCUGCUGGCCGCUGCAGUUGGCCUGCAGCUGUCCGCCAGCAUCAUGGGCCUGCUGCUCGCCAGCUGGGCACCAUCGACAACCGGGUCGGCCGAGCCAAAGGUCGAGCCGCUCGACUGGUUUAGGAAUGCGGUACCCGACAACCUGCUGCAGUCGUUCGUGCUCGAGGCGGGGCAGCGGGAGCCAGGCCGCAACCCGACCUACCAGGCGGAGGUGCGCGGCGACCGCGGCAACUUGCUGGGCGUAGCGUCGGCGUCGGCACUGCUGGGAUGUGCGCUGGCGCGCCAGCGUGGAAACCGGGCAUUGCGCACACUACUGGCCGACACGGGGGACUCGCUGGCGCGGCUUCUCAACGGCCUGCUCGCAUGGGCAUGCCCUCUGGGCGCCCUGUCACUGGCGCUGCGAGUGGCCGACGAGGAGGCGGCGUGGUGGGGGGGCGGUGCCUCUUUGGCCGCGGCGGGCGUGGCGCUGCACGCCUUCCUUGUGGCCGUCCUGGUGGGCGCCACCGCAUCACGCCGCGACCUGCAGCGGUUGCUGGCCGCGCUACCGUGGCCGCUGUGCGUGGCCGCCGUGGCCGGGUCCAGCUGGCACGCGCUGCCUGCCGCCCUGUGCGCGCUGCAGCAGCGCGAGCCCACCACGGCCGCCCUGUUGGUGGUGCACUGCGGCAGCGCGCUGUGCAACAUGCUGCUACUGACUCCCGCCAUGCUCCGGGGCAGGGGAGACGGCCUCCUCCUAGUGGUGGCCGACUCCCUGUUCAGCGUUGGCCGCGGAGACGGACCGCUCAUGUAUCUGGCCGGCCUACCCCCGCUGCCGGGCGCCAUGCAACGGCUGGCCGCUCUGCACGACUUGUUCGGCUCGUGUGGGUGCUGCCUGUUGCUCGAGGCAGUCCAGCAGCCCGAGCGAACCCUCAGCGUCGUCCGUUAGCAGGACUGUUCAACGAGUCACCAGGGGGUCUCUGCUGCCACAGCUUUUAUUUCCUGCCUCCUCAGUCCCGGAUGUCCCUGCGCCAGCAGCACAAAACAGACGUCCGACGCUGCAGCUGUGUCUCAAUCUUCGCGCAAUUAUUCUGCCACGCGCGUCAUUAAAGACGAGAAGCACACAAGUUAAGCAUGAGUGGACAGCAUCACUGUGGACGAGAUUAAAGAAGCACUGACAUAACGUUUUAGACUUUGCAUUUUUUGCGUCAAAGGAAUGUCCUCAAUCUGGAAAGCCUUGAAAAAUAAAGGGAAGCACCAGAGCACGCUUAAAUAAUUUACAAUAACUUUAUUAUAUCCAAACCAGUUUUGAGUUUGUUUCCCAGGUUGUGUGCGCAUCAUGACGCAGGAGGAGUUCACGUGGAAACAGAACAUUGUGGCGUUUUGGCCAUAGAGAUAGUAUCUGACUGACUCUUUAGCACAAGCUGGGCUAAGAAAGUGGCAACCGCAAGGACGCCACCUUGUUGCUACCUGUCAAUCGUAACAUAAUUUUAAACAAUGAUGCAAGAACAAGCACUUAUGCACAGCAUUUACGUAUGGACAAUGUCCAAAGUUCAUUCCACAUAUUUUUGAGAAAGAUCCAAUGGCUAUACAUAAAAUUUUGAUGUAAAAUUUACGGUGCUGCUGCUGGGCCCAUCUCCUGCUCCUAAGUGACCUCUGUCUGCGUCCUGACAUCAUACACACAGCCGAAAUAGACACUGGCUCAUAAAGAAAAUAUUACAGUAACUUAUUUAGGGUGCUCUGAGGCCAGCCAGUA
This is a messenger RNA of Dermacentor albipictus, 2409 nucleotides long. Its product is annotated as neutral amino acid transporter B(0)-like. Gene Ontology annotation, cellular component: membrane. Gene Ontology annotation, molecular function: symporter activity. The record is from RefSeq and is a predicted model, not a curated record. NCBI's taxonomy places the organism in Eukaryota, Metazoa, Arthropoda, Arachnida, Ixodida, Ixodidae.